AAGAUUUCAACAUCACUUGGAGAAAAGCCAGCACUGCCUAGUGCCAGCAGUCACGUACCGGGUCAGGUACAACCCCUCGCCCCGGUACUCCUUCAGCGAGCACAGUCCAAAAGGUCCUCGGCGAGAAGCGAGGCGCCGGGGGCCAGCAAAAUGCCCGCCUCGCCGCCGCCCCUCACCCGCGGGCCCGGGGCGAUCCGCCGCGGGGCGGGAAGCCGAGCGCUGGGGCCUCCCGCUGGCGGGCGAGGGGAAGCAGCGGCGCCAGGAGGAGGGCGGCAGCUCCGCCCCGGCAGCGGGGCGUCGGGCAGCUGGCCGCCGCGCCGGUGCGGCCGGUGGCAGCCGGCAGUAGCGGCGGGGUCUGCCUUCGCCGCCAGCGGGGACCCAGUGCUGCCCCGCUGCGCCCGCCCGCUCUAUCGCACACUGUUGUCAUGGAGGAGCCAAGAUGGCGGCGCUGGCCUACACCGGAGGCAAGCGGGAGAUCAACUACUACUUCAGCGUGAGGAGCGCCAAGGUGCUGGCGCUGGGCGCCGUCCUGCUCCUCACCGCCUGCCACGCCACCUCCCGCCGCUACCGAGGUGGCGAUACAUGUGAGUAUCUUCUGUCCAGUGGGAGAUUUCUUGGAGAAAAAGUAUGGCAACCCCACAGUUGUAUGAUGCAUAAGUAUAAAAAUAGUGAAGCAAAAAACUGCCUCGUAGACAAACAUGUUGUGUUUAUAGGAGAUUCUAGAAUUCGACAGCUGUUCUAUUCAUUUAUAAAACUCAUAAAUCCUCAAGUCAAAGAAGAAGGAAAUAAGCAUGGAAAUAUCCCAUUUGAAGAUAAAUCUGCUUCAAUUAAAGUGGAUUUCCUAUGGUAUCCAGAAGUUAAUGGCUCUAUGAGACAACGUAUCAAAUCUUGGACUGAGAGUUCUGCAGCAAAACCUCAUAUAAUUGUAGCAGGAGCUGCCACGUGGUCUAUCAAGAUUCAUAAUGGCAGCAAUGAAGCCCUCACACAGUAUAAAAUCAAUAUCACUUCAAUUGCACCUCUUUUGGAAAAAUUAGCAAAAACUAGUGAUGUUUACUGGGUCUUACAAGAUCCCGUUUAUGAAGAUAUGCUGAGUGAAAGUCGGAAAAUGAUCACUAAUGAGAAAAUAGAUGCUUAUAAUGAAGCAGCUGUUCGUAUUCUGAACAGCAGCUCCCGAAAUUCCAAAGCUAAAGUUAAAGUGUUCAGUGUAUCAAAAUUGAUAGCACAAGAAACUAUCAUGAAGUCUACAGAUGGCUUGCAUCUCCCUGAAUCAAGCAGAGAUACAAAUGCGAUGAUUCUUAUGAAUGUCUACUGCAAUAAGAUAAUGAAGCCCAUUGAUGGCUCCUGCUGCCAGCCUCAGCCUCCUCUCACUCUCAUACAGAAGUUAGCUUUCUGUUUCUUUACUUUGUCCAUUAUUGGAUAUUUAAUUAUCAGUUUAAUUCAUCGGAAUAAUUAUCGGAAGAGCAAAUCAUGCACUGAUUUGGAAAGCGGAGAGGAGAAGAAACCUGCUAUCAGCACUCCUGUUUCUACUUUAGAGAUGCUCUUACACUCCUUCUGCAAACUUGGUCUAAUCAUGACCUAUUUUUAUCUGUGUGACAGAGCAAAUCUUUUCAUGAAGGAAAAUAAAUUUUACACACAUUCAUCUUUCUUCAUACCAAUCGUCUAUCUCUUGGUUUUGGGGGUAUUUUAUACUGAAAAUACCAAAGAGACUAAAGUGUUAAAUAGAGAACAGACUGAUGAAUGGAAGGGCUGGAUGCAACUUGUUAUUUUGAUUUAUCAUAUCUCUGGAGCAAGCACUUUUUUACCUGUGUACAUGCACAUUCGAGUUCUGGUUGCUGCAUAUCUGUUCCAAACAGGUUAUGGGCACUUCUCAUAUUUUUGGAUAAAAGGGGACUUUGGUGUGUACAGAGUUUGUCAGGUUUUAUUUCGUCUCAAUUUCUUGGUUGUGGUACUGUGCAUAGUGAUGGACCGACCUUACCAGUUCUACUACUUUGUGCCAUUAGUCACUGUCUGGUUUAUGGUCAUUUAUGCCACCUUAGCUAUAUGGCCUCAGAUAGUCCAGAAAAAAGCAAAUGGAAACUGCUUGUGGCACUUUGGUUUACUGCUGAAACUGAUUUGCUUACUGACAUGUAUAUAUUUUCUGUCAUAUUCUCAGGGUGCAUUCGAGAAGAUAUUUUCCUUUUGGCCACUGUCCAAGUGUUUUGAACUGAAUGGGAAUGUCUAUGAAUGGUGGUUUAGGUGGAAGUUGGAUCGCUAUGUGGUUUUUCAUGGGAUGCUGUUCGCUUUUGUUUAUCUGGCAUUGCAGAAACGUCAGAUGAUAUCAGAAGGAAAAGGAGAUCCUCUUUUCUCCAACAGAGUUUCAAAUGUUUUAUUAUUUAUUUCAGUUGUAUCCUUUUUGGCCUACUCUAUUUGGGCUAGUAGCUGUAAAAACAAGACGGAGUGCAAUGAGCUACAUCCUUCUGUUUCUGUGGUACAGAUUUUAGCUUUUGUCCUCAUCAGGAACAUUCCUGGCUACGUCCGAUCUAUGUAUAGCUCAUUCUUUGCCUGGUUUGGCAAAAUUUCUCUAGAGCUUUUCAUUUGUCAAUACCAUAUUUGGCUGGCAGCAGACACGAAGGGGAUCUUGGUGCUCAUCCCUGGAUAUCCGAUGUUUAAUGUUCUUGUCAGCACUUUCAUAUUUGUGUGUGUGGCACAUGAAAUUUCUCAGAUCACCAAUGAUCUGGCACAGAUUGUGGUUCCUAAAGAUAACUCAACUCUGCUGAAAAGGUUGCUAUGUGUAGCUGGAUUUUUCUCUGGACUACAUCUCUUCUCAGCAAUGCAAGAUCAGUCAAGGCAUUGACUUGAAAAGAUUCUUGGAAACUUUCUUCAGGUUUAUUUUGUGUCUGCCUGAACAAAAAUUCUCAACUGGAGAUACAAGAAGACAUUUAAAUUAAGUGUGUGGAAAGUAAAUGUAUAUAGUGCAAAUGUACAUAUUUUGUGUGGAAACAGCCUUCUCAAACUAUCUGAGAACCAAGGAUGCACUGUACAGAAUUGCAUGUGAAGAUGAGUCUUUUCUACUGGAUAUAUGUUCCUGUUUACAUACAUGUUUAAACGUGACACGAAGAAGUGAAUAGUUGAGCAAUAUCAUGGGCAUAUCAUGGAACUACCUUCACCGCAGGUCAGCCGAAGGCAGAGUGGAUGUUACUGGAGAACCGCCCUCGCGUGGCACACGCCGGAAUCAUUCUCAUCAAGGAACAAAGAAGAGCAAACGUGUGAUGCUUCGGUAACGGUCACCUUUACCUGAUGUGAAACAUGAAGUUACUGGUAAACCAGGGCAUGUUUCUGAACAAAAUGGUAGUGUAGAAAUGAGUAUUUUGGGUGGAGAUAGUAUAUGUUACAUGAAACCCUUUAUACGCAGGAAUAAAAAGUCAUCACCAAUUCAGCGAUUUAAGAUUAUAUACAAGUUUACAUAACAUUUUAUGGGGUUUUCUUUUUGGUUUUGAAUUUGAGAUGUUUUCAGCAAAUAUGGUGAAUUCUGAGGUGAAAUUUUUUCCCUAAAAUUUUCACUAACUCCUUUAACUAUGUGCAGUUCUCUGUAAAAUCACAGUGAACAAACAGAUCAAUAGUUUUCAGAGACUCAGUUCAAGAUGGAGAAUUUAUUGAAGAUCUCCAAUGCUUUCCAGUCAGAGGGAAUCCUGUCAUAUCCACUCCAUCAGAUCUCGAGGGAGAACAGGGGAAUGGUGAUCUGUGAACCUCUGAGUUGUGGGUGACCUUGAACUAGGUCUCAUUAGGAAAUUGGUGCCAUAUUUUACCCGUAGUAAUAUUUUCACUUACAAGGAUGCAAGUCAAGAAUGCAAGUCAGUCUGUUGAUAUCACGAGGAAGAGGGACUGUGGUCAUCUUGUUGCAUGCAGGUGGUUGAGUCUCCGAAUUACAAAUGAAACGAGAUCGGAGCUAUUUGGAGGAACCUUUUCCCCCACUCAUUUUAAGAGUGCCCAUCUUUCUUACUCUUUGCUUUAGCAUAAAAAGUAAAACUGAAAGAAUGGCCCUUCAGUGUGGUGGUGACAAGCUGCAAUUUACGUUCCACUUAGUGAAGUUAUGGUCAUUUCUUUAGUGUUUGUGGUUUUGGUUCAUGUUGUAAUUUGACCUCUAGUUGCUUUUUGAUUUUAUUCUUCUACUGAUUACUUGUUACCAGUCAAAACCACGAGCACAAUAUUGUUUUCUAAGCAUUUGUGCAAUUACGUAUGAUUAUAAACAAUAUGAAUCCUAAUUUGUACCUUAUGCACUAUCAUAGAAUGGGUUUGGGUUGGAAAGGAUCAUCUAGUUCCAACCCCCCACCACAGGCAGGGACACUUUCCACUAGGCCAGGUUGCUCCAAGCCCCAUCCAGCCUGACCUUGAACACUGCCAGGGAUGGGGCAGCCACAGCUUCUCUGGGCAGCCUGUGCCAGGGCCUCACCAUGUCACGUACAUGGUUUUGAUCUUAUCCCAGUUUAAAAACUGAAUUCAAACGUGCAGCCACCAAUGUGUGCAAAAAAAAAAUUGUGAAAAAAUGGCUUCAAUUUUUUUUUUUUUUUUUGGGUUAGGAACAGUUUCUUUUAAAGAUUGACCAGCUCACAGUAAAAAAAGAAUCAUUCACUUCCUCCAAAUUCAGCAGUUUUACUGCCAGCUAUUUUGAAGCUCUUAGAAAGAGACUCAGCUAUUUGUUCUUCGCAUGCAUUACUUCCAACACUUGGAAAGUCAACCUCCUCGAAUGGCUGCAAGAAAUGGUGCUGGCAAAUGCUGCAGCGGGGGCAGGAUGUGUAACCUUCAUCUACGCCAGUAUUAGGAGCAACAGGGAAACUGUGAGUUUGAGAGAGACUUUUUGUUUUGUUCUUCACAAGUAUUGUAGAUAUAAUUUUAUUUAUCUGCUGUACAGACUUGGUUAAAAGAUUUAUUUUUAAUGUUUGAAAUAAUGCACUUGUUUACUAUUACUGUAUGUGGGAUAAAUAUAUUUUCUCUUCAGGUCAUGUAAAAAUAUGAAGUAAUUUAAACAUUAAAUAAAUGUGCUGUGGAUGCUUAUUUUUGUAAUGGGAGCAGCAUCAAUUAAGUACAGACUCCUAUCGCUUGACUCGAGCUGGGGUACAGUUCACUAUCCUGCCUGCCUUAAAUUACAGAUUAGUACUGUGGUUUCCCCAAAGUGGUAUUUUGGAUACAAUUACUUCAAAUGAAGGGCAGAUAUUUGCUUAUAUCACAAAUUACUUCAGAUAAAGCAGUGCAGGAAGAAAGAUUCUCCUGCAGUAAAUCACACUGUCCUGGGUCUGAUGAAAUUCCAGCUCCAGUAGCCAAAACCACCCCUGGAGCUUGGGGGACUGCAGCAGAAUUCCGCAGUUGGGUAGUUUUUCCCCUGGAUUACAAGCUGGAAACUGUUGCAGAGCUCUGCAUGAAAGCAGAGCAAUGGACUUGGCUUUCCUUCAGUCUGGCAAUGUAAAGAAACCCAUUCUUCAGAUUUAUCUUAAAAAAUAUAGCUUUUAAUUUAGCUACUUGAGUAGCACACUAAAUAGAAGUCCCACACUAAAUAGAAGAAGGGGCUCCUUAACCAAAGGAUACAGCCCCUUGUAUGAUCAGGAAGAUAAUAACUAACGUGGGCACCUGAGCCAAGAGGUGCAAAUACUCUCCCUGCUUCCCAGUUCCAACAUCUCCCCAGUUGGCUCCACCUCAACUCUUGGACACUUACCACCACUAUCACUGUCACCAUUAACAACUCUACCACAACAUUGUUCAGACAUCAUCAUGUAAAAUAAUGAAGCAACACCAUCACUACUUCAUGUUUUCCUAUUUAUUAGAUUUUACAUUUCAUAUAUUUACAAAGACAUCUGUAGUGCUUUCUAUUUGAUUUGGUUGCAACUGUCACUUCAUCAACACAAUAUCAGUUCAUACGGUCAUCGUACAUCGUUAAAAGAGGAUAGGAAUGUACUGUUUUAACUAUCGGCACUUUGAACUGUUACUAACUCUUUAACCAUUAAAUGUCUUUAGCCUGCUUUAUAAAUCUAUGCUUCCAUAGUAAUUGUUUUAAAAAGUAAAAAUAAAUAUUUUGUUAUUAAACUUACCUCAAAUAAAUGAAACUUUCAAUCAUAAAAUAGUUCAGGUGUGCUUAAUACCCAAGUCACCUACACCAUUAGAUUCUUCUCAGAACAGGUGGAGCCCCUCUGGCACACACUGAUUCCUUAUGCAUGUACAUAACAGCUUCAGAGAUUUCCUUAAAUAUAUUGGCACUGUUACGUAUUAAUACAAGUAAGAUGGGAGCAGCUCAACUGGUAGGUAACUGAUUGUCACGUCAUCCUCAAGUUAUCAGAAAUCGUUGUGAUCUAAACCCAAUACUAUUUACAAGUUUCAUCUUACAUUGCAUUAAAAAUCAUUAUUUAAAAUCCAUUCCAUUCAUUUCUGUUUCAAAGCACUGACAGCUCAUGAUUUGAAAAUAGUAGUAGAAACUAAUCGAACAGAGGAAAAAACAAAUUCUUAUUGGACUUAAAUUUCUCACAGCAGGGAUAAAAGCUGUGAAUUUUAAUUUCCCAUAUAUCUCAGUGUGCAGUUCCCCAAUUCACUUUUCACUGAUCCAAGCUGCUGGAAAAAGGAGGGCUCUCUUAGGAGGCCGGCUGACUGAUGAAACCGCUUCCCUGGUCCUUUCUGGAUGAGGUAGGUGGGCAUGAUGCGUGCUGCUUUGGAGGUGAGUAGGAAUGGCUCUUUAUUCCCACUGUUUCAACAACUAAAUUGGUUUUCAACUUCUGCGGCUGUAGCUGAGCUACCUCUUGUAGCAUAACAACCACCAGCAUUAUGCCUGUGGCUAGGGGCAUUUGUUAACACAUUCUGUAGGUCAUGCUUGGCAUUUAGGGCAGCCUUGUAAACUCUGACGUUUAAGGCUUGAUAAUAUACAAGUGCCUACAAUGUAUGGAGUGCUGACUGUGCACCUUGCUGCAAUAGUUAUACUCGUCACACAAAAUGUAUCUAAAGAGCUAAAAACAAGCUCAGGACUUGUUUUAACUAUCCACCGAGGUGUUACAUUCAGGUCCAAGCCUAUAAACUCAUCAUUGUUUGCUUAAAAAUGAACAUAAAUAAGGUUUUGUGUUUUGAAUAAACAGGGUCAUAACCAUAAAAAGUUAAAGAAAAAAAAAAAAGCCAGUGACUACUUUGGUCUUUUCACAAACUCUUACAACCUUAUUUCCCAGUUUCUUUUUACUCUCAGUCUUAAAUUCAUAAGUUACUCCCAAUUUCUCUUAGCAGAGACCUCAGAAAGCUCAGCUAAGGCAAUGCAGCCAGCACUUAGCAAUUAGAGAGCAGAUGCAGCUUUCUGCUUACAGGGCAACGUCCUGAUGAACAUACAGCUUCUGAAAGAGAAAACUGCAGAGAAAAGGCAAAGCAUAAGUGUCAGCUCAAACCAGUACAGUGCUGCGAGUUCAAACCCCAAGAGCUGUUGGUGUGAGCUGGAGACCCUGAAGUCCUAUUACGCUACAUUUGAGGAUUUAAAGAAGCAUCAGAAAAACACACUUAAAAUACGCAGAAAAGCGUCAGGAGAUAAAUUAUCACCAGCUACUGAAAAAUGAGGCAACCUCAGCUCAGAUCCUUUUAACAAAGUUUGUAUUAUUAACCUUUUGGCUGCACAGACAAAUGCCUCUCAAAAUCAGCACUUCCAGGAAGGUGUGUGUUUAAUCAACUCCUUUUUAAGAUGCUAAAAUAUAACCCCUGGUGUAUUGGAUCACUCGUUCUCCCACAACUCUUUUUGCUCCAGAAAGAACAAAGAAGGUAGAAGAUACAAAAAAUGAACUGCACUGGGGCAUGAGCAACAUCACACAAAAAAAAUGUAAAUGGUAUGUUUAAAGAGUUAAAAGUUAGUCCAUAACGAAAGUUUCUCUUGCUUAGCUGCAGUCAUUAAUUUCUGCAGUUUGUAACAGUCUUUUCUAACAUAAGCAGAUGAAUGAAUGGACAGAUUUUAAAUGUUUUAUUGCUUAAAAGCUUUCAAAUAGGGUAAAGAUCUGGUAAAGGAACAGAAAUACAAUUUUCAACAGGAAUUGUUUUAGGGUUUUGUUUGGGGCUUUUUGUUAGGGUUUUUUUUUUUCCUCCAAAAAUAACUUUGCUCAUUAAAUUUUGAUUAUCUCUAAAAAACUAAAACCUAAUAAAUCUGGAAUACUAUUCUGAGCCUCAUCCUAAUGCACAAGUUUUCAUGCUUACACAUGAGUGCUUUUUGUGUGCAAAUGUAAGGCAAUUGUAUCAUCCCAUCAAACAGAAUCUGCAGUCCUUCAAACCUGGUGCUUAUUUUGAAGCUUUGCUUUCCCUGUUACAUCUUUCAGGAGAGAUCACAAGACAGAAUAAAGUUUGAUAUUUAUUAAUACAUAUAUUUGAAAGAUUCUUUUCUGAAGGUAACAAAUAUAAAAAGUUAUCGGUGUUUACAAAUUGUCAAAAACGUCCAAAGUACAAAAGGAUACAGUACAUUAGUUGUGUGGAAGUGAUUGUGCUCUCUGGCACUGAAAUCAUCUCAAUACUGUGGACAUGCACAAUGUACACCAGAAAAACUCAUGCAUCAAUCAGAACAAAUAAGGAAGUAAGACAAUUUGCUGCCUUCUCCAAUUACAAAUUCAUUGCUUCUGUUAGUUUUCUUUCCUCAGGAAUACCAUUUACCUGCAAGGAGAUAAGAUUUUAUGUAAUCCAUCAGUGGUAGAUGAUGCUUUAACAAUAUUGAACUGCCUACUGGUAGCACAGCACAUAAAUAGUAUUUAUUAGUCCCUUAUCAACAACCACAUUGGAGAAACACAAGUACAACCUGGACCAAAAGACAACACAGACAUGGAAGAGCUUUGCUUGCACUCUUCUGGGAAGGGAGAGAUCUGGGAAAAGCUUGUUUAACUGGGACAUUUUCUUUCUAUUUGGCAUCUAACACAUUUCACAGGGAGAUUGUGAAGCUCCAAAUGGAAAACGCAGCGCAUGGUGUACAUGCGGCUCUUUAGUCUUUUGCAUUAUAGGAAUAUCCUAUAAACUUUUUCAUCUAAUCCCCUUAAAAUAGUCCUCAUGAAUUUUGCCAAUUGACAGAAAGACAAUUAUAAAACUUAAUGUACCUGUUCAUACCGGAGACCAGCAGCAAUAUCCAGCAGUGUAAUAGAAACGUUAGAUGUGAGUCAUCAUCUUUCAUACAAUCCUUUCCCAAUUCUGUUUUAACUUUGUGAAAUUAUGCCAGCUAUUAAGCCCGCAUUUUUAUAUAGGGUUAAAAAAAAUGUUUCUUAUUGGGGAUUCAGAUAGUUCCUGAAGAGGACAGUGGUUAGGAGAGAUGGUUUGCUCUUCAAAUGACUAAAUAUGGUCUACUGAAGCUUUAAAAGAGAAAUAUCUUCUUAUUCAUGGUGGUGACUAUUAAUAUGUUAAUAAUCCUGAGGAUAUUAUUGGGAAUUUUCUGUAUGAAAGGAAGAAAAUUAAACAAUGAGUGUCUAGUUCUGUAGGGGUUUUUUUGGCCUUGUUUUAGUUCUGUAAAUUUCUUAUUGAACAGAUCAAUAAAACUGAUUGCUAA
Messenger RNA from Strigops habroptila (Kakapo), 9499 nucleotides. RefSeq names its product CAS1 domain containing 1 (gene CASD1). Gene Ontology annotation, molecular function: N-acetylneuraminate 9-O-acetyltransferase activity. NCBI's taxonomy places the organism in Eukaryota, Metazoa, Chordata, Aves, Psittaciformes, Psittacidae. Bases 440 to 2833 code for a protein of 797 amino acids. Gene Ontology annotation, cellular component: Golgi membrane. The transcript is spliced from 18 exons. The record is from RefSeq and is a predicted model, not a curated record.